CACCAUCAUCCGGAAACCCGUCGACUACAACACUAACCAUAGCAGCUCCAGCCGGCCCUGUUGACGCAGACAACCGCCCGAAGGACGAUAUACCCGAUUUUCAUCGAGAUUAUAUCCAAGCUAUAAGAUAGUCAGUCGUAAAAACAACACAGAUCAACCAUGCGUUCAUUCGUUGCUGUGUUGGCGGCAGCCGCCUCUUUCCAAGGAGUCACCGCGGCUCCGGUGGACGAGCAUCACUCUCACACACCCGUCACGCACACGCGAUGGCCUCACCCUACCGGUGGCUGGCCUCACCACCCCAGCCACCACCCCAGUGGCGGAUUCCCGCACCACACCGGUAGCUGGCCUCCCCAUCACACCGGAAGCUUUCCUCAUCACCACCACACCGGAGGCCCUCGCCAUUCUAGCAGUGCUCUGUGGGAGAGAGAUGAGGAGGAGCACAAGUCCGGCCACGCUCAUUCCACGGGACACCACUCCCACCACACCGGCCAUCACUCAAGCCACAAGCCUCACCACACUAAGAGCCACCACAGUGGCCAUGCUCAGCCUACCGGCCACCACCAUCACUCUACUAAGACCCAUCACACCAGUCACCACUCGCAGCCCACCGGCCUCCCUCACACCUUCCCGGGCAACGAGAAGCACCACACUCCUUGGGGCCAUGGCACCGGCACAAGCCACCACCACCACCCUCAUCCCACCGGGGAACCUCAUCACCACCCCCACCCGACUGGCGAGUCUCACCACCACCACAAGAGCCACUCGUCAAGCGCCGCCACGACUACUACUACUAGCGUCGCCGUAGCCGAGCCCAGCAGCAUCAGCAACGAGAAGCGCGACGGCGACCACUGGCCUCACCACCACCACCCUCACCCGAGCGGCGGCGUCUUCACCACGAUCACCAUCCCCGGGUUCCCGCACCACCACCCGCGCCCCAGCGGUGGCUUCCCUCACCACCACCCCAGUGGCGGCGUCCCUCACCACCACACCGGGCGUCCUCACCACACCGGACACCCGCACCCGCCCGAGGUCACCGAAGUGCCCCGCCGCGCGCGCCAGGUCCUCCAGGAGAUGCCGCGCGUGGUGCAGGAGGCUAACUAAGGGGGUUUGGCUUACCUACUACUUAAGGACUUGGGUAUUCAAACAAAGCCCCUGCCAACAAGGCUUUGUUGUGGGCGAUACCUUACCCCUAAGCUGUACAAUAGAUAAUAGGCGUGUAGGAUUAGUGGUGGGUUAGAGAUGGGUGAACGGACAAGGCAAGGCAAGGCAAGGCACGGUGAAAGGGGUUCACUAGAGGAUCCGGAGGAUUCUCUUUUUUCCUUUGUAUCUUUUUAGAACGUUGGCUUGGCUUGCGGGGAUAGACGGCGGGACAACGCGCUGAGUGCGGGAUUGGAUUCGUUGGGUGGGACAAAGAUAAAAAUGCCCUUCAGAUUGGACAAUAGUCCCGCGUGUCUUUGAAUAUUCAGCGAUUCCAUAUCUGCGUACUCAGCGUGUCCUCUCGCUACCUUCGAUUCUAAAUUGCUAUAUCGAUAGGUGAU
This is a messenger RNA of Annulohypoxylon truncatum, 1538 nucleotides long. RefSeq lists its product as uncharacterized. NCBI's taxonomy places the organism in Eukaryota, Fungi, Ascomycota, Sordariomycetes, Xylariales, Hypoxylaceae. Bases 160 to 1101 code for a protein of 313 amino acids. The transcript has a single exon. The record is from RefSeq and is a predicted model, not a curated record.